Molecule: messenger RNA, 1412 nt
Organism: Tigriopus californicus
Lineage: Eukaryota; Metazoa; Arthropoda; Copepoda; Harpacticoida; Harpacticidae
Product: peptidylglycine alpha-hydroxylating monooxygenase-like
Exons: 3
Coding region: 123-1145 (340 amino acids)
Biological process (GO): peptide metabolic process
Cellular component (GO): membrane; extracellular region
Molecular function (GO): copper ion binding; oxidoreductase activity, acting on paired donors, with incorporation or reduction of molecular oxygen, reduced ascorbate as one donor, and incorporation of one atom of oxygen
Source: RefSeq, a predicted model, not a curated record
UUCUCUCAAUUCUCUUUUUGACGUCAGAGAAGCAAGAAGGCUCGCGCCCCUGUGCUACUUCGCAUACUACCACGGCCUCAACCAAGGUAAAGGAGAACUGGAAGAAGGAAAGCAGUCCGAAAAUGGCUUUAAGAGAAUUGGUAUGGUUUUCGUCCAUCUGUUUGACAUUUCUCGGAUUUAUACCCGCUAUACAAGGGGAGGAGGCCCAUUUCCCGUUGUUGAUGCCUCGGGUGUUGCCGGAGAAUGAAGAGUCCUAUUUGUGCACCCCUCUCCGCAUUAAUGAAGAUCAGUCAUACUUUAUCACUGGAUUUAAUCCCAACGUCUCCACACAUGUUGCGCAUCACAUGUUGAUCUAUGGAUGUGAGGAACCCGGAUCCAUGGACCCUAUAUGGAACUGUGGGGAAAUGGCGGCCAAGCAACCAGGGGUGGUCUCGGAGCAACCCUGCAAGUCCAAGCCCAAUAUCAUCUACGCUUGGGCCCAUGAAGCACCUAAGCUGGACUUGCCCAAGGACGUUGGGUUCAGGAUUGGUAAAGACUCCAGCAUAAAGUACUUGGUUUUGCAAGUGCAUUACGGGAAACUGGACAAUUUGCCAUCGUCUGGCGAUGACUCAGGGGUAUUUCUACAAUUCACCGAGAAGCCCCAACCCAAAGUGGCUGGAGUCCUGCUCUUGGGCACAGGGGGUCUGGCUCCGCCUCAUUCCACCACUUUCUUCGAGACGGCCUGUGAAAUCGACGAUCCCCGCGUGAUCCACCCGUUCGCUUACCGCGUUCAUACCCACGCUCUGGGCAAAGUCGUGUCAGGAUGGAGAGUUCAAGGCAAAUCCAAAUGGGAUUUAAUCGGCAAGAAGAACCCGCAACAACCCCAGAUGUUCUACCCGGUGGAGCAUGAGGAGAACGUUUUAACCACUGGUGACGUCAUUGCGGCCCGUUGUACCAUGGUGAAUUCCAGAGACGAGACCGUAUACAUCGGGUCCACCAACAACGACGAGAUGUGCAAUUUCUACCUCAUGUACUGGGUGGAUGGAGGCGAGCCAAUCUCCCCUAACACUUGCUUCACCCCGGGACCACCCAAUUGGUCUUGGGGUGGUUGGGCCAUGGGCGCUGGUCUGGAAAACAUCCCAGAUGAAGCUGCAUCUACCCUCUAAGAGGACCCAUAUCCAGGAUCCCUCCUCCUCCUUGGUCUGAAACGUUCCAUAUCGUUAGGUCGUACGGGCAAUUCGUAGUGUAUCCACCACACUCUACCUUUCCCAUCGUUACCUCUUCCCUUCCUCCGUGUAGAACAACCAUAACACGAUGAAUUGAAUUUUUUUUAAUCGACCCUGAUUAUAGAUUGAUUGAUUUGAACCUUCAACAAAUUCGCACAGUGUAUUUUUCUUCAAGCAAUUGGAAAUAAAUGCCUCCUUAUUUUUCAA